Tachysurus fulvidraco (yellow catfish) is the source of this 383-nucleotide messenger RNA. Its product is annotated as transmembrane protein 106C-like. NCBI's taxonomy places the organism in Eukaryota, Metazoa, Chordata, Actinopteri, Siluriformes, Bagridae. The transcript has 3 exons. The record is from RefSeq and is a predicted model, not a curated record. Bases 16 to 333 code for a protein of 105 amino acids.
CUAAAUAAUAAGCAAAUGUGGGAUUUAAAAACCUGUCUCUUUGUGUGGGCGUGGCUGUGGGCGUGGCUGUGGGCGUGUUCUCAGAAUGCCCUGAAGUUUAACAACUGGAACUUCUUCACCGUGUUGGUGGACAGCGUGAGCAGUCAGGUUCUCUACAUGAAGACGGUCAUUGGCACUCAGCAGCUUGACAACAUCAUCAGAAUCCAACCACUAAGCCAGAGACAGAUGAACUUCACUGUGAAUGUGGAGAUCGGCGGGUCGCUGUCCUACGUAUAUGCUUUCUGCACCAUGGCCAGCAUUAAAGUUCAUAACAUUGUGGUGUUCACACAGUGAGUCUCUGUCACGCUUCAUAAUGUUACAAACAUAAAGCCUUUACAGUGACG